AGACAGAGCUUCCACCCUCUGGUUCACGCCCCAAGUGCCCGCAACAGCUGAUGACGGGCCACACUGGAACCAGGAGCCAGGAUUUCCACCCAGCUGCAGCUCUGCUGAGCCCCUCACCGGCUGCCGCGCUCGCUGUCAGAUACGCAUCCAAGAAGACAGGCGGCAGCUCUAAAAACCUCGGUGGCAAGGCACCAGGCAAGCGCUUUGGCAUCAAGAAGCUGGAAGGUCACUACGUGCAUGCUGGCAACAUCCUUGGGACUCAGCGCCAGUUCCGCUGGCACCCAGGCGCCCACGUGGGGCUGGGGAAGAGGAAGUGCCUGUACGCGUUGGAGGAAGGGAUAGUGCGCUACACCAAGGAGGUCUACGUGCCCAACCCCAGCAACUCGGAGGCCGUGGAUCUGGUCACCAGGCUGCCCAGGGGGGCUGUGCUCUAUAAGACUUUUGUCCAUGUGGUUCCUGCCAAGCCUGAGGGCACCUUUAAACUGGUAGCCAUGCUUUGAAGUCUGGCCGAGGCCACUGGACAGAGACUGAAGCUCAGGUGACAAGGCAACAGCAGAAGGCAACAGCUGGGGUGACUACAAAGGCUCCCCGGAAGAGGCCUGCCAGCUGGUGACUGAAACCCUUCGGGGCAGAGAUAGAGUGAGCUGGAGUCGUGGCCUGCAAGCUUGAAAUAAACCCUGAAGGAGCUGUUUGUGCUGUGUGGUCCUUACCCGUGUUCUCUG
Molecule: messenger RNA, 722 nt
Organism: Lepus europaeus (European hare)
Lineage: Eukaryota; Metazoa; Chordata; Mammalia; Lagomorpha; Leporidae
Gene: MRPL27
Product: mitochondrial ribosomal protein L27
Exons: 4
Coding region: 51-500 (149 amino acids)
Biological process (GO): translation
Cellular component (GO): mitochondrial large ribosomal subunit; ribosome
Molecular function (GO): structural constituent of ribosome
Source: RefSeq, a predicted model, not a curated record